Molecule: messenger RNA, 822 nt
Organism: Rotaria socialis
Lineage: Eukaryota; Metazoa; Rotifera; Eurotatoria; Philodinida; Philodinidae
Source: the annotation of a GenBank genome assembly
AUGGAUCAAAGAAGCAUGCAUAUUUUCGUUAAACAGCAAAUUCGUCAACAUACUUCAUUUGGUGGUACUCGGAACGACAAUGUUACUCAAUGGUUACAAGAUACUGAAGCUAUAUUUGAUCGGUCUUCAUUUAAGAUUGCUAUCACUCAAGCUUUUCAACCCGCAUCUAAUCGAACAUUAUCAGUGGUUGAACAACGGUCAAUAUCAGUACAAAAUGCUAAUUCAUCAUCAAUAUCAUCCAAAACAACCCCAAAUUCAUCCUCCACAUCUCAAGAUAAUUUUUCAGCAGUUACUGAUCUCAGUGGAUCAAUUUCAAAUAAACUUUCUCCGCCAACCUCGGAAAUUGAAAAAUCUUCAACAUUUGAACGAAUAAUAAAUGAUGAUCAACAAUUAAAUAUUGUUGUUGUGCCUGAACCCUCAUCGCUUCAUCAAUUCGUAAACGAAAUUAAAGAUUCAACCGUUGUUAACAUCCCAAAUAAUUCGUCCUCGAUACUUACAAGUACUCAAUUAACAUGUUCAUCUACAGUAGCAAUUGAUAAUCCUACUACAUAUGAAGCUGAAUUACAAGAACUACCUAAUGAUCAAGUUAAUUCUUAUUCGUCGAAUGAUUUUCAUGUAAUUUUUAAUGAACUUAGUUCUGUUACGGAAUCAGAAAAAGUUAAUACUCGUGUUAAUAGUGAAAAUGCUAAUGUCGAUACAUAUGUUUUUCGUGAUGUCAUAUAUCCAAUGAUAUUAGGAAGAUAUCAGAUUCAGAAGAAUGUGUUAAUCUUACUUUCUCAAUCAAUCGGAUUUAUUUUCGUAACUGUUACAUAUGUCGAAUGA